This is a messenger RNA of Penicillium subrubescens, 1554 nucleotides long. RefSeq lists its product as uncharacterized. Gene Ontology annotation, biological process: protein sumoylation. The record is from RefSeq and is a predicted model, not a curated record. The coding region runs from base 1 to 1554 and encodes 517 amino acids. The transcript is spliced from 7 exons. Lineage: Eukaryota; Fungi; Ascomycota; Eurotiomycetes; Eurotiales; Aspergillaceae. Gene Ontology annotation, molecular function: SUMO ligase activity; zinc ion binding.
AUGGCAUCCUCCGGCCAGCUGUCGGAGAUUCCACAUCUCGUGGCUCUCAUCAAAACUCUGACAAACGCAAAUUUGAAGGACCUUUUACGCAAUGAGGGUCUUGCAGUAUCCGGCGUCAAAGCAUCGCUGCAGCUGCGCAUCAUUGAUUAUCUCGAGCGCCUUGCAAAUUCCGAGGGCAACGGAGCCCGUUACGAUGCUCUGAGACGACGUAUAUACCAGACCGCGAUCCCUGGUGCUUCUGCUUUUCAGUCUUCCUCACCCAGCUAUCAACUUCCACCCCCACCUACUGCUCAGGCUACACCAUCACAACCUCGACCUGCGUCUUUGGGAGGCACCAUGGCUCCCCACGCCAGCUCACAUAGUCACCUCGCUUUCAAGGAAAGCCCGUUCUUCACGAUCUUGAAUCCUCUGACGAAGGUGAUGGAAUGCAAAGUGCGCGAACAAACGAGGGAUAGCGUGGAGCUCAAGGUCACGCUGAGUGUAUCGACGGCAACGGAUUUGACUACAGACCCUAACCUCCGGGUGAUGGUCUACUGUGCGGCCGACUCGGGUCUUAAGCAAUACACCAAGUCGGAUAUCACGUUCCCUCACCAAGUUGAGCUCAAAGCCAAUCUUGAUGAAGUUAAAGCCAAUCUCCGUGGAUUGAAGAAUAAGCCUGGCACUACUCAGCCGGCAGAUGUUACGCCCCAUAUUCGCAAAAAAGCAAACUACCCAAACACCAUCGUGAUGACCUAUGCCCUGACCACAAAGAAAUUCUUCGUAAUUGCCAAUCUUGUUCGACAACAUCCCGUUGAUGAACUUGUUGCGCAACUCAAAUCUCGCAAGAUCAUCUCGAAGGAACAAGUCAUCCGCGAAAUGAAAAAUCGCGCAGAGGAUACCGAUAUAGUUGCGACAUCAAGUAUCAUGUCGCUCAAGUGCCCGCUCUCAACGCUCAGAAUCCAAGUGCCCUGUCGCUCCGUGGUCUGCACGCAUAACCAGUGCUUCGAUGCAUCAUCAUUUUUGGAGCUGCAAAAGCAGGCUCCCACUUGGACCUGUCCGGUGUGUUCCAAGUCAACGAGCUUCGAGUCGUUGCAGGUUGACCAGUACGUUGACGAUAUCCUUGGAUCCACGUCAACAGAGGUGGAUUCAGUCGUGGUCGAGCCGGAUGGUACAUGGUCAGCACCCAGUGAUGCAGACGCCGUGAAUCUCGGUGGACGAACACCGGCAAGCGAUGAUGACGAUGACGACCUGAUUGAGAUCCGCGAGCCUGGCACUUCUGCUGUGAAACAAGAACCAAUGUCCGCGAAUAUUAUGCUGGAGCGCACUCCAGCCCAGUCGAAGUCCCGAGAGGCAUCGACUCCAUCUUCCGCGGCUCGGCUAUCAAGUAAGAAGCGGCCUGCUGCUCAGGUCAUCGAUCUUACCGGCAGCGACGACGAUGACGACGAAUCGCCUGUUCCUCCCGUCAAGCGUCCGGCCUUAAACUUGGGAAUUCGUGGGAUAGCGACACACGACCCUUACCAACCAGGAGCUAACAGCCCUCUGAACAACCGAGCUUAUCCACCUCCACCAUACUAG